AUGAGCCUUUUACACAUCCACCUGUGUUUGACACCCUUGCUAUUAUGGGUCAUUCAGAAGUCUGGUGCGUUUGUGCUGUCUAAUGUCACCGACCUGACGGUGAACCCAACAGCCGAGGUCAACCCUGAGGGGAGAACGUUUUUCUCGGCCCCCGGGACUCCCCGCAGUAGACGCAAGCGGCAGAUCUCUCCGAGAGACCGCAACGUGAUUCUGGAUUAUCACAACAGGGUUCGCUCGCAGGUCUUCCCUCCUGCCGCUAACAUGGAGUAUAUGCUCUGGGAUGACAGACUAGCAAAAUCUGCUGAAGCAUGGGCAGCAUAUUGUAUAUGGGACCAUGGACCACCAAGCUUGAUGAGAUAUGUUGGUCAAAAUAUGUCUAUUCAAUCAGGCCGCUAUCGGUCAAUUUUAGAUCUUGUAAGAUCAUGGUAUGAAGAAGGGCGCUAUUACUCCUUUCCUUAUCCAAGAGAAUGCAUUCUACGAUGCCCCAAUAAAUGCAGUGGAGCAGUUUGCUCCCACUAUACUCAGAUGGUCUGGGCAACAUCAAACAGAAUAGGAUGUGCUGUCCACACCUGCAAUAACAUGAAAGUCUGGGGUUCUUUAUGGCCCCGCACUACAUUCUUAGUGUGCAACUAUUCAAUAAAGGGAAACUGGAUUGGAGAAGCUCCAUAUAAAACUGGGAAACCGUGUUCAGCUUGCCCACCCAGCUACGGAGGCUCCUGUAGUAACAAUCUUUGUAUUCCAGGAAUCAUGUCAAAUAGGUUGUUCCCAUUCAAGUAA
This is a messenger RNA of Rhincodon typus (whale shark), 777 nucleotides long. RefSeq names its product peptidase inhibitor 15-like. The coding region runs from base 1 to 777 and encodes 258 amino acids. Lineage: Eukaryota; Metazoa; Chordata; Chondrichthyes; Orectolobiformes; Rhincodontidae. The transcript has 5 exons. The record is from RefSeq and is a predicted model, not a curated record.